AUGGACGCAUUGAAACAAUCUGCUUGCGGACCUGGCUUUUUUGGUCUCGACUUCAACGGCGACGACUCGGCGGACGUCCUCCUGGACUUCGUUGAGCUUGAACAGUUCACAGAAGCACUUUUUGAUCGACCCUCCGAGGAGAAGAAGCAGCACGAUUUCAGAAAGGCUGGUAGGGUUUUAGGUUUCAAGGCCAUUGGUACAGAAAAUGGUGCUGUGCUAGGAAGGCCCGAUGGAUUUGAGCUUUUCAUGUUGCCUCAAAAUGAAUUUGUCCUCCCUCCGGACAGAAGUCACCGCCCGUUGCCACCAUUUCUCGACUCCAAAAGAGGGUUCUUGGAAGCCUGCAUGAGGACAUACCAGAAGAUUGGGCAGAUUAUCUUACAAAGGCUGACAGAAGCAUUGGAACUCAACGAUGAGAUACUGCUUGCCCAUGCCAAAGACAAACCCUCCAUGACCAGUCUCAGUUUCCUGAAAUAUCCACCGCAGCAACCUCAAAGCUCGCAAGUUGGACAUAUCCCUCACACCGAUAUCGGGAGUUUGACAAUCCUUUUGACCGGACAGAAGGGUCUCCAAGUAGUAGAUCCCGAAUGUCAGAAAUGGGUCUUUAUAGAGCCAAAGGCAGGCCAGCUCAUUGUCCAAUUUGGCGACUCCAUGCAGUUUCUUUCGAGGGGGCGGAUCAGUUCUUCUUUGCAUAGGGUAUUCCCUUUUCCGGAGGCUCCUUAUGCAACAAAGUACACGAUCGCCUACUUCAUGCGACCAAACGUGGAAGCUGAAAUUCCGGUGGAAGAUGGCAGCGUCUGGUUGUACAAAGAUUUGCAUUGCAGAAAGAUGGAUGCCUUUUCAAGCCCAAUCAGAGCGUCCCGUGAAGAUGAAGUCGAAAUCAUUUCCACAGCCAGUCCCGUGGUGGUAGAAUAG
This is a messenger RNA of Exophiala xenobiotica, 912 nucleotides long. RefSeq lists its product as uncharacterized. The record is from RefSeq and is a predicted model, not a curated record. Gene Ontology annotation, molecular function: dioxygenase activity. The transcript has 3 exons. Bases 1 to 912 code for a protein of 303 amino acids. Lineage: Eukaryota; Fungi; Ascomycota; Eurotiomycetes; Chaetothyriales; Herpotrichiellaceae.